UGUAUGGUCCUCGAAUGUGUUCAAAUAUUUCACCAGUAUCAGCCUUUUCACAAUUUGCUUGUCUGUGUUUGCCCAACUUGCAUUAUUAAGUAAGUCAGUAGGUGGCGACAAGUGACUGUCUUUAUGAGUGAACAAUUUAACUUUAACUUAACAGAUUAGUGCCAAAAAAAAUGGAUUAGCAUUUAUAUAUACCAAUAAGUUAAUAUACACCAUAUAUGAAUAUACAAUAUAUAAUAUAUACUAAUAAGUAUAUAAGUUAGCAUGUAGCCAAGCCACAUAUGAUCCUCAGUUGUUUGCUGUCAUCUGGGCCAUAUACCUCAAAACAAAUGAUGAUCCAAAAGAAAAUUCCCUACAAACCCAUGGCGAAACAUAUAUGGUGAAAGUUUGGCCCACAUUUGCUCAGCCAUGCCAAAUCUACAGAUGUUUGCCCCAAAAUUUCUUGCCAUCUGGGUCUGAUUCGGCUAUAUCCCCCUCAGAUUUGAGAAACAUUGUCCGAGUGCUGAAACUCCUGUCAUUUCUUCUUUUCACCUGAUCAGUGUACAUAUAUAGAAAUUGAGCAGGUGUCUCAGACGAAUGCGGUGGUGCUGAGUCGCCCCGCCUGGCUGUGGGGGGCGGAGAUGGGGGCGAACCAGCAUCAGGUGUGCGUCGGGAAUGAGGCGGUCUGGGGGAAGGAGAGUGCGGAGGGGGAAGAGGCUCUUCUGGGCAUGGAUCUCGUCAGACUGGCGCUGGAGAGGGCCAACACUGCUGAGCGGGCUGUAGAUGUGAUCACAGAGCUGCUGGAAAAAUACGGCCAGGGCGGGAAUUGUAUGGAGGACGAGUGUGGAUUCACAUACCAUAACAGCUUCAUCAUAUCAGACCGCACUGAGGCCUGGGUGCUGGAGACUGCUGGGAAAUACUGGGCCGCAGAGAGAGUGGAGGCCGGCUAUCGGAACAUCUCCAAUCAGUACUCCAUUACUACUAAGAUUGAUCGGGAGCACCCGGAGUUGAGGACGUAUGCACAAAAGCAGAGCUGGUGGGACGGAAAGGCUCAGUUCAGCUUUGCCGAGGUGUACUCGUACUCAGCCACGGCCCGAAUCGAGGCCGCAGGGGGACGAUACUGUGAGGGACGCAAACUUCUACAGAAGAGCGAAGGCCACAUCACAGCAGAGACUAUGAUGGAUAUUUUGAGGAAUAAGGAAAGCGGGAUCAACAUGGAGGGAAUGUUCAUGACCACAGGAAGUAUGGUGUCAGUCGUCCCCAAAGACCCAGAUUUACCUGGUGUCCACUUCUUCACGGCCACUCCUGAUCCUGAACGGUCUGUCUUUAAGCCGUUUAUAUUUGUAUUAGACAUAAAGCAGCUGAAGCACACAUGUUCUCCAUGUUUUGGAGAAGAGGAUCCUGUGAAGAAGAAGCCCCGUUUCCAGAGCAAACCGAACCGCAAACACCCUCUGUUCCUGAAGCAUGAGGGGGUCGCCGCCAUCAUCGACAGCACCAUGGAGAGUGGACAGAAGAUUGAAGAGAAAAUGAGAGAUCUGGAGAAGAGGAAGUUGGCAGAGAUGGAGAAAUAUCUAACAGAGGGGAUUGAGGAUUCAACACUGCUGGUUCAUCUCUUUACAGACACUGUAACUGAGGAGAUGGAUAUUUACAGUAACCUCUGAGACUUAGUUUAGAAUUUAAUUAUUAUUAUUUUAAUAGGAUUAUUGGAUGUUUCUUCAACUAUAGGCACUUUUGGGACCUGUGGAACACACUUUUUACACUGUUAAUUUCACUAAGUAAUGUAUCUUGAUUUAAGAAUCUUUAGACCUUUGCACUGGAAAACAAGACAAGACUACUGAAAAAGAAAAGAGUGAUCAGUAAACGAUAAUUCUGUUUGGGAGCAGAACUAUUCAAACUUUUUUCUUUUUUUUCAUAAAAUGAAUUAAAGUUAUGGAGAUCUGUUGGAAAUUGUAUUUUCAAAAUUUGAAGUGUUGCUAAUACAACUUAUUGUGCUUCCUAGGCAUUUACAUUUAGAGAACAAUAUUGAUACAUUUUAUGUUCCCUUCAAUUUAUUUUCUUUAAUUGGUCUUAAAGGAGUAGUUCACUUUUGAAAA
Pimephales promelas (fathead minnow) is the source of this 2069-nucleotide messenger RNA. NCBI's taxonomy places the organism in Eukaryota, Metazoa, Chordata, Actinopteri, Cypriniformes, Leuciscidae. The record is from RefSeq and is a predicted model, not a curated record.